Messenger RNA from Macrosteles quadrilineatus (aster leafhopper), 6295 nucleotides. RefSeq names its product putative leucine-rich repeat-containing protein DDB_G0290503. The transcript has 8 exons. NCBI's taxonomy places the organism in Eukaryota, Metazoa, Arthropoda, Insecta, Hemiptera, Cicadellidae. The record is from RefSeq and is a predicted model, not a curated record. The coding region runs from base 8 to 6295 and encodes 2095 amino acids.
GUUCAGGAUGGCCUAUUUAAAGGAAAGGAUCAAUGCUUUUGUGGGCCAACCUGUUGAGAAAAAGCGCAGUGAUCAUCGGUUGAAGAAAGCAGACUCAUGCGAAGACCAUCGAGCAUGGGCACUAGAUGAAGAGUUUAGGAGGCAACACUUCUUAAAUGUAGUGAACAAUGCAGGUGCAGGAGAAGGAAUCCAACCUGAUGGUAAUGAAGACGAGGAAAAAUAUAAUCUUUUAGGCACAAGCCCCCCUGCCACUGAGCUCGAAAAACAAAUCGAAAAGCUUCAAGAAGAAAAUGAAAUACUGAAAAAUAUUGUAGCUGAUAAAGAAAAUGAAAUUGAUAAUCUGCUAACACGAAUCCACACAAUGUCUGAUCCAAAAGAGCAGAUCAGUGAUCUGGAAAGAGACAAGAACUUAUUGAAGAAUAUAAUUGCAGACAAAGAAAACGAAAUAGAACGGUUACUUUUCCGCAUUCAUGCCAUGCCUGAGGUUCAAGAAGUAAAAGACAAUAAUAAUCAGAAUAUUAUCGCCGACAAAGAAAAUGAAAUAGAGAAUUUGCUGACUCGCAUCAAUUUUAUGGCAGAGGCACAGGAGGAGCCGAAGGUCUUGCAAACCCAGCUGGAUGAUUUGUUGGAGCAGCUCAACAAAAAGGACAAAGAAUUGAAGAAAACAAAAGAAAUGUUAAAAAAUACUGAAAACAUGCUAAGAGAUUUACAAAAUAUUAUUCAAAGUGUUAAUGAUGAUCCUGAAAAGCAAAACAAUGAACUAGAUGAUGUGAUGAAAAAUCUUUACUCAGAAAUGCAAGACGAGAAUAAUAAAUUACAAAAUCGGGUUUUAGAGCUUGAAAACGCCUUACAAAAUGCUAAUUUAGAAAAUGAUAACUGUAAAAAAUACUUAGAAGCAGCUCAAAAUGAAAUAAAAGCUUUGGCUAGUGGAGAUAAAAAAGAGUACAACAAAAUUAUUAAUGAUUUAAGAUUUGACCUAGCGCAGAAAGAGGAUGAAAUAAAAAAUCUGAAAGACCUUAUAAAUAUGCAAGAAAAGCAAGCCCAAGAAGAAGUUUCUGUCUCUCCAAGUAAAGUGUCAGAAAUCAACAAACUAAAGAAUUUGCUUGAAAAUCACGACAAGGAAGUGGCUGUCUUACAAAAAGACUUGGCAGAAGAAAAGAAGAAAAGCAAUUUACUACAGGACCAAUUAAACCAGUUAAUUGAUGGAAAUAGUAGUGACUUAGCAAACCUAAUAAAAGAGUUGAACAACGAGAGAGAACUCAACAGUAAGCUACAGAUAGAUUUAGAACAAGAACAAAACAAAGCUAAUGCAUUACUCAAUGAACUUGAAAAAGCCAAAAAUGAUCUCAAGGAAUAUCAAAUGAAACUACCGGUUCUUAAUGAUGAUCUUGAUUCUGAUAAGUUAUCAAACUUACCUCUUUGUAGUGAGUGGGAAUCCAAAGUAAGAGAAUUGGAAAUCAUGCUGAAUAAUGAGAGGCAACUUAAUGAUAAACUUACAAAAGAUUUGCAGAAUGAAAAAAGUAAAUUGCUGAACGCAGCCCCAACAGAUGGCAAUGAACAGAAGUCGAGUUUAGCUGUUACUGAUAAAGAAAGUAAUUUGCAAGAUAAACCUGGCGAUGAUUUGACAACAAUAUUAGAAGAUAAGGUCAAAGAAAAUGCCGCACUUAAGGAGGAAAGUGAAAAAUUAAAGGAAGCUAAAGAUAAUGACAAUAAGUUAAUAAAACUUCUCUAUGACGAAAUAGAAAAGCUGAAAAAAGAUAAUAAUGACCUUAAGGUUUUAAUUGAGGAUUUUGAAAAACAACCCCUUCCUAAACAGGAUGUGGCUGCUGAGUUCCAAGAACUAAUUCAGCAAUUGGAUGAUUUGAAAAAAGAAAACAAGUCUCUUAAAAGUAAAAUAAUGGCUGUAGGAGUUGGACAAGAAGAAAACAAUUUAGGGCAAGAUGAACCUAAGAGUCUAAAUGAUGAAACUAUCAAUGGUUUAAGAAACAAACUUAAUGAUUUGUUGGCAGAAAAUGAUGCUCUUAAAGGCAAAAUAAAAUCUUUAGAGGAUCAGACCUUACCAAUUUUAGAAUCAAAAACAUCAAAAGAUGAGAUUAUAGCGAAUUUACAAAACAAGCUAAUGGCUUUAGAAGAUGGAAAUAGGAAACAUCCUAGAGAAGAAAAUACAAGUUUAGAAGAAGAAAUUAAUAAGUUAAAACUUAAUGCUGAUAUUGAGAAAAAAAAAUGUGAAGAACAAGUCUUAAACAAAGACAAAAUCAUCGAAAACUUGGAAAAAGAUUUGAAAAAAUUACAGGAAGACAAAAAUAUAUCACCGUCUGAGAAAACUGCCAUCAUACCUUUUUCAACUAUUGAUGAAGGAGGAACCAAUGAGAAAGAAGCUCAAAUCAAAGAACUUAAAGAUGAAAUAGACAUGCUCAAAAAGAACUUAAAUCAAAUCAAAGAAGAAAAUAAUAAACUAUCAAAAGACAAUAAUGAGCUAAAAGAUAAAAUUGCAAAGUUAACUGAUAAGGAAGAUACAGAUUUACUUCCCUCCCCAAGCCCAUCUGUAGAUAACAAACAAUACGAAAAAGAAAAUUACAAUCUCAAAAAAGAAAUACAGAACUUAAGAGACCAAAUUGAAAAGCUAGAGAAAGAAGUUAAAGACAAUGAAACACUCUGUCAAGAGACAAUGAAAUUUAUUGAGGAUAACUCUAAAUUACUAACUCAGGAAAACUUAGAUCUAAAAAAUUCAAAUAUGAAACUGGAAGAUAAAAUACAAGUUCUGGAAAAUCAAGCCAAAAAUUUACUAUCAGGAAAUGAUAAAUCUGUCUUUGAAGAACUUUCUCAAGAAAACAAAGAUGUUCGGGAUGAAAAUGAAAAUCUUAAAAAUAAAAUCAAGUAUUUAGAGGAUGAGCUGAAGGAUUUCAAAGAUGAAGUAAAACAACCAGAACUCGACAAACUGGUUUCAGAAAACACUAAUCUUCAGAAUGAAAUAAAAAAGUUAAAUAAUGAAAUCAAAUCUCUUGGUGGUGAAAUAAUUAACUUAAAAUCAAAGGAAGAAAAGCAUGGUCCUUUGGAACCUGAUAGUUUAAAUACCCUACAAGAUGAAAAUAAUAAGUUGAAAGGUACGAUUGAAACCCUUGAAGACAAAAUGAAGGAUUUGAAAAUUAAAGAAGAUGAACUAAGUAAGCUUGCUGCAGAAAAUGCUGGGUUACAGGACGAAAAUUUGAAUUUAAAAGGAAAAAUCAAAUCACUUGAAGACAGUAUUGACAGUUUGUUAGCAGGGAAAGAAGAAGAUUGGAAAAUAAAUCUUACUGAAGAAAAAAACAAUCUUCAAAAUGAAAAUGAAGGGCUUAACAAAAAAAUAAAAACCCUACAGGAUGAAAUAAGAGAUUUAAAGGCAAAAGAAAACCAACCUGGGCCUGAUCAAUCUGAAGAUAUUAUUAAAUGUAAGAAUGAGGUCAUGGAUUUGAAUAGUCAAAUCAAUUAUCUUGAAAACGAACUAAAAAUGUUGAAGGCAGAUCGAGAAAUACCUGAUGCUCAGGAACUUAGCAAGCAAAAUGCAGACCUCAAAGAAGAAAUUGCUCAAUUAAAAGGUAAAGUCACAUCACUUGAAAAUCAAGUGAAGGAUUAUCCACAGGGACAAAAUGAAAUUUUGACUGAAAAUCUUUCUAAAGAAAAUGCUGAUUUGAAGGGUGAAAACAAAGAGUUGAAAGAUAAAAUUAUAUCCCUUGAGGAUGAAGUCAAGGAUUUGUUAUCAGGAAACAAUAAGCUUGAGAACAUACUGAAGGACAAUAAAUCAUUACAAGAUCAGAAUAAAAAUCUUGAAAAUGAAAUAGCAAAACUGAACAACCAAAUUGCAUCUUUAGAGAAUCAAGCCAAGGACAAAUCGCUAGAUAAACAUGAAGAAGAACUUUCCAAGGAGAACAAAGCUCUAAAAGACGAAAUAAAGUCAUUAAAAGAUAAAAUAGAAGAUUUAAAAACCGAAGCUCAAAAACCUAUUUCCGAUAAUCUUAUUAAUGAAAAUGCUGAUUUGAAGGACAAAAACAAAAUUUUAAUGGGUGAAAUUAAAUCACUAGAAGAUAAAUUAAAAGAUUUGUUGUCAGGAAAAGAUGAAAGUAUAUUUGAGAAUCUAUCAAAGGAGAAUACGGAAUUACAAGAUGAGAAUAAAAAACUUAAUGCCAAAAUCAAAUCCUUAGCAGACGAAGUAAGAGAUUUUAAAGCUCAAGAAAAGAAAAAUGAAAUAUUAGUCGAUGAAAACGCUAGCCUUCAAGAUGAAAAUAAAAUGUUAAGAGAACAAAUAAGUUCUUUGGAGGGUAAAAUACAAGCUUCAACAUCUAAGGAGAGAGUACCUGUACCAGAGAAAUUUAAAGACAUUUCUGAACUUCAGAUUGAAAACAAUAAUUUAAAAGACGCUUUAAAUACUCUUAAGGGCCAAAUGAACAGUUCCCUUCCAGAAAAAGAUAAUGCUUUGUAUGAAGAUCUCACUAAGGAAAAUACUGCUUUACUGAGUGAAAAUACUAAAUUAAAAGCUUCUAUUGAUUUACAAAGAGAUCAAAUUAAAUCUCUUGAAGAUGAAUUAAAAAAUCAGAAACCUGUGAUCAGUAAACUCGAAAAAGAAAAUAAUGAGCUACGUAAAGAAAAUGACCAAUUAAAUGAUAAAACAAAAGCUCUUGAAGAUAAACUGAAGAGUUUGCCGUCAAAAUCUGAUGAACUCACAUCUGAAGCACUUUUGCAAGAAAAUGAAGUCCUGAAGAAAGAAAACAAGAAACUGAAAGAAGAUAUCCAGAAUUCAAAUGACAAAAUUAAGUCUUUAGAAAAUAAAGUCACAGAAUUAGAAAUUGGAGGAAGAAAUCUGGAAACAAAAAAUUCUGAGCUAUUGGACGAAAACAAGAAACUAUAUGAAAAAAUUAAAUCUUUAGAAAACCAAAUCAAGGAAUUACUAUCAGGGCAGGAUAAAACCAUGUUUGAAGCACUUUUAAAGGAAAAUGCUGAGCUUCAGAAUGAAAACAAGAAACUAAAAGAUGACAUUAAAUCCUUUUUGGAUAAAAUAAAAUCCCUAGAAGAAGAAUCAAAGAGUCCCAAGAUAGAAAUUCAGAACUCCAAUCUUGACAAACUGGUAAAAGAAAAUAAUGAUCUUCAAACUGAAAACAAGAAACUAAAUGAUAAAGUAAAAUCUCUUGAAAGUGAAAUAAAGAGUUUAUUAUCAGGCCCGGAUAAAGCUAUAUUUGACUCGAUAUCCAAGGAGAAAAAUGAAUUACAGAAGGAAAACAAUGAACUUAAAGAUCAGAUUAAAAGUCUAAUCGACAAAAUAAAAAACAUGGAAUCAGAUCAAUCAAAUGAUAUAAGACAAUUAAAAUCUGAGUGUAAAAAGCUUUCCAAAGAAAAUGAAGAAUUGAAAAAUAAAAUUAAAGAAUUGGAAAAGAAAAUAUCAGAAUGUGAAACACAGAGCACUGAUGGGGAAAAUAGUGAAGCUAUAAAGAGCAAGUUGAAGUCUAUAGAAAAGGAAAAAGAAUCUUUGAAUAGCAAAGUAAAUGAUCUCAAAAAAGCAUUGGCUAGUGAAAAAAGUGAGAGAAAAUAUUGUGAAGAUGAAAAUAAUAGACUUUUAGAUAUGUUGAAAAAUUCCAACAACAAUAGCUCAGAAAAUGAAAUACUAAAAUUUCAUAGGAUAAAUAAUGACAAAUUGAAAAAAGAAAAUGAAAAGCUGAAAGAAAAAAUUCAGGACUUGGAAGAUAAGUUUAUAGAAAAAUCCAAAGCACCAAAAAAAACUAAACAAUCCAAACAAAAGCAGAAAACUGAGCCGUCAGAUUCCGAUAGGAAAUUAAGAGAAACUGAGAAAGAUGUUGAUGAAAAAGAAGUUCUUGACUUGAGAAAGAAAUUGAAAGAAGCAAAUGAGAGAAACGGUGAACUAAAUGAGCUUAGAAAUAAGCUAGUUGAGUCUGAAAAACUUAUCGAUGCUCUGAACAAGCAGAUUUCAAGACUAAACAAGGAAAAUCAAGAGCUGAGCAAACUGAGACCAUCCCUUGAAGAGCUGGAAUAUGUCCAUGACGCUUUGAAUAAAUCAAUGUCUGAGCGGAAAAACAAACCUUCUAGUCCGUGCAAAAAAUCACCUGAAGAGAUGGCCAGCAAAAUCGAAGUGCUAGAGCAGCAGAUUCUUUCUCUGAUGACGAGACUGGAGAGAUAUCGACAGCACAGUAGUGACCAGGAGAGAAGGUUGAUAGAUUAUUCACAGAAGGUUCAGAGGCUCACCACAUCCAUAGGGCUGCUGGAGAUGAAAAACGACAGUGUGAUGAAUGAGGCAAAACAUCUCAGGUGA